GUUUCUAGCCGGACGGGUUUGUUGGACACACGCGUUUUCUCUGCGUCUGUUUGAGAUGGCGCUCAGUCAGUAAGCAGAGCGAGGCCUGUGUUGUUAUUUCUCUUCAUAAAGAUAGAUUAAAUAAACCCCGCGGACAUGAUGGAAGGUGGGAAACCCUCUCUGGCGCUCGUUUAUCAGGCUGUACAGGCGCUGUAUCACGACCCGAAUCCCGCCGGGAAGGAGCGAGCCUCGGUGUGGCUCGGAGAGCUGCAGAGAUCGAUGUAUGCCUGGGAGAUCUCGGACCAGCUCUUGCAGAUGAAGCAGGACGUGGAGUCAUGUUACUUUGCGGCACAGACCAUGAAAAUGAAAAUCCAGACGGCGUUCUACGAGCUUCCUCAGGAGACGCACCUCGCCCUGCGUGACUCUCUGCUCUCUCACAUUCAGAACCUCAAAGACCUCUCACCCAUCAUCAUCACACAGCUCGCCCUGGCGAUCGCUGACCUCGCACUGCAGAUGGCAUCAUGGAAAGGCUGUGUUCACACCCUCAUAGAAAAGUACAGCAAUGACGUGACUUCAAUGCCGUUCCUGAUCGAAAUCCUCACUGUGCUGCCGGAGGAAGUGCACAGCCGAUCCCUGAGGAUAGGUGCUAACCGGCGGUCGGAGAUCAUAGAGGACCUUGCUUACUAUUCCACCACUGUGGUCACUCUGCUGAUGACCUGCCUGGAGAAGUCUGGGAGCGAUGAGAAGAUGCUUAUUAAAGUGUUCCGCUGCUUGGGCAGCUGGUUUAACCUGGGUGUGCUGGACAGCAACUUCAUGGCUAAUAAUCAGCUCCUGGUGGUUUUAUUCCAAGUGCUACAAAGGGACGAGUGCCCGACUAACUUGCAUGAAGCGGCAUCUGACUGUGUGUGUUCCGCCCUCUACGCCAUUGAGACUGUAGAUACACACGUGGCUCUGGCCAUGCAGCUGUUCCAGGGCGUCUUGACACUAGAAACAGCUUACCACAUGGCCGUGGCACGAGAGGACCUCGACAAGGUGCUGAAUUACUGCCGCAUUUUCACCGAGCUGUGUGAGACCUUUAUGGAAAUUACAGUCAGGAGCCCGGGGCAAGGCAUGGGUGAUUUACGCACCUUGGAGCUUCUACUCAUUUGUGCUGGACAUUCUCAGUAUGAGGUGGUGGAAAUCUCAUUCAACUUCUGGUACCGCCUGGGGGAGCACCUGUACAAGACCAACGAUGCUGCACUGCACGGCGUCUUCAAACCCUACAUCCAGAGACUACUGCACAGCCUGGCACGCCAUUGUCAGCUGGACCCAGACCAUGAAGGAAUCCCAGAAGACACGGACGACUUCGGGGAGUUCAGACUGAGGGUUUCUGACCUGGUCAAGGACGUUAUUUUCCUUGUAGGCUCAAUGGAGUGUUUCUCACAGCUGUACUCUACUCUGAAAGAGGGAAUCCCAGCCUGGGAGGUUACUGAGGCCGUGCUUUUCCUAAUGGCUUCUAUUGCCAAGAGUGUGGACCCUGAGAACAACCCCACGCUGACUGAAGUGCUGGAACAAGUUGUGCUUCUUCCUCAGACGGUGCACAUCGCUGUGCGCUACACCAGUAUCGAGCUGGUGGGAGAGAUGAGUGAGGUGAUGGACCGCAACCCACGCUUCUUAGAUCCUGUGCUAGACUAUCUAAUGAAGGGGCUGCGGGAGAAGCCAUUAGCCUCGGUGGCAGCGAAGGCUAUUCACAACAUGUGCUCGGUGUGCCGGGAACACAUGGCACAACACUUCCAAAGCCUGCUGCACAUCGCACGCUCGCUGGAUUCCUUCGCUCUGAACACGGACGCCGCUAUUGGCCUGCUCAAGGGCACAGCACUGGUGCUGGCUCGGCUUCCUCUGGAGAAGAUAGCAGAGUGUCUGAGUGAUCUGUGCUCUGUUCAGGUCAUGGCUCUGAAGAAGCUGCUGUCUCAGGAGUCUAGUAACGGAAAAUCCUCAGACCCUACAGUAUGGUUAGACAGACUGGCGGUAAUCUUCAGACACACAAAUCCAUAUGUAGAGAAUGGACAAGUUCACCCAUGUCAAAAAGUCAUCCAGGAGAUCUGGCCAGUGUUGUCAGAGACGUUAAACACACACCAGGCAGAUAACCGCAUUGUGGAGCGCUGCUGCCGCUGCCUGAGGUUCGCUGUGCGCUGCGUGGGCAAGGGUUCGGCCGCACUGCUACAGCCUCUCGUCACACAGAUGGUGAGUGUGUACCAGGUGUACCCACACUCCUGCUUCCUGUACCUGGGCAGUAUCCUGGUGGAUGAAUAUGGCAUGGAGGAGGGCUGUAGACAAGGCCUGCUGGACAUGCUCCAGGCUCUCUGCAUGCCCACCUUUCAGUUACUGGAGCAGCCCAACGGUCUCCGUAACCACCCUGACACUGUAGAUGACCUGUUCAGACUGGCUACCAGGUUUAUCCAGCGCAGUCCUGUAACACUGCUGGGCAGCAACAUCGUCGUCCACAUCAUCCAGUGCGCCAUCGCGGCCACGACGCUGGACCACCGAGACGCCAACUGCAGCGUCAUGAAGUUCAUCAGAGACCUCAUUCACACCGGUGUCUCCAAUGAUCACGAGGAUGACUUCGAGGUGCGGAAGCGUCUGAUCAGUGAGGCCAUGCAGCAGCACGGCCAACAGCUGGUAACACAGCUGAUCCACACCUGCUGCUUCUGCCUGCCUUCAUACACACUGCCCGAUGUGGCCGAAGUGCUCUGGGAGAUCAUGGCGUUUGACCGACCGGUAUUUUGCCGCUGGCUGGAGGUGGCACUGAAGGGCCUUCCCAAGGAGAUGUCAGGAGGAGCUGUAACGGUCACUCACAAACAGCUGACAGAUUUCCACAAGCAGAUCACAAGUGCAGAGGAGUGUAAACAGGUGUGCUGGGCAGUGCGAGAGUUCACCAGGCUUUACCGAUAGCUGGCUUCACAAACCUGCGCUUCAGUGUCAGGUCAAAUCUUGUGUUUUUAAACAACGAAAUGACGACAAAGAGGCUCUAAAUUGGCUGCUUUUUUUUUUUUGGGAAAAAUUCAAAGCGAUUGAUGGGACACGGUGGAGCGCCAGCGAGAGACAGUGCAGCUUCGGAGCGAAAGGAAACGCUUUCAGGGAGCGAGAGAAAGAAAAAGUCCAUUCCCUUCUUCCUUUGCUCGCUUCGCUAAGCACACUGCUGCUGUAGCUACAACAACGAGUAAUCUUGUUAAAGAGCGCAAGAAAGUACACCCAUAUUCAGCCAAAACAAAAAAAUAAAACAAGAAUGUGCCUGGUUGCAACUCAUAACGCAUUGUAGAGAAAAAAAAUAGACUUUAGACAUUUUUUAACAGAAAAUGGAGAGAUUUAUUUUCAUGGACAUGUCUUUAAGAAUCAGCUUGUUGCUGUCACACUAUCAUAAAAUGACAAAAAAAAUAAAUAAAACGUGGAUACUCGCGGACACACGGCGGUGGAAGUGGAGAAAUCCGGGCGAUCUUUUUAACAUUGGCAGACUUUUACCAUCAUGACCGAGUCACAGAUCGGAUUAAACGAAAUGUAUACGUUUUGUUCUUCCACUUUUUGGGGCGUAAGCGAGAAGCACAAACCCAUCGGCAAUGUGUAGCCAUCUCAUGAACAAUAAAAUCAAAUUGGCCGUGAGGAAAGAGCUUGUUCGAGCAUCAUUUCAUCAUUUCUGAGGAGUUCUUCUUGUCUUUCUCUCCUUUUCCUCUCCCUGUCUGAUCCCAGUCACAUGCACACAGGUUACAGUCACACUCUCAUACACUUCACACCUACAGUGUUUUCUUUUCCGAGUCAGAAAUCUCACAUCUGGUGUCAUCUUUCAAUCCAUGGGCCUUAUUCCAGUGUGGUAAGUUUACAUUGGUAUAACGUACACACUCCACAGAGGAGAAGGUGAAGCUCCAUCAGGAGAGUCACGCUUCUUGUUAUGAGCUGCUUUUUAUAUUUGUGUAGUCUUUCUAACAGCAACAAGGAACAUGAUGAAGAAACCUUGAGAAGAACCAGGCUUGAAAAAGGAAACCUCUGUCCUUCAUUCUUCUUCUUCUUCUUCUUCUUCUGGAGGAGACGCCCUGUGUUUGAACAGAAAUGCAAAAUUAGGUCAUUUUAACACACAGUAAUCUGCAAGAAUUCCUCAAAAGAUUCAACUGGAAUGUGAAGAAGUUCCUGCUAGUCUGUAGUGUGUCCAGGUGAGAUGUUAGACUCCAAGAGCAGAGCAUGGGGAUCAGCUGGACAGAUCCAGAGGAACGACGUGUGUCAAGGUCAAAGCCUGGUUGGUUUGUUUGUUUGUUUGUUUGUUUCAUACAUCUGUCCCAGAUCCUCAUUAGCGUCAUAUCUCAAGUGUUUGAAUGUUUGCCGGAUUAGUAUGGAGUGACUACUGUGACCAGGAGAUGAUUUUGGAACAGUGUCUCAAUAUUUCUCCAAAGCUUCCUUCCUGUUUGAUUUGAUUGAUCUAACAAAAAGAUCUGGACUUUAUGCUUGGGUUUCCUGUGCCCCAGGUUUAAAUACCCGUGUUCUGUGGGGUGUGUCUGUAGGAUCCACAGUGCGUUUCAUUUGGUUGGUUGUUUGUUUUAUUAACGAUGCAGCCUCGGCUUCCUGUUCUUAGCUGAUAUGUGAGUGAUGUGGUCUUCUGCUGGUGUCCGUUAUCCACCUGAAGAUUCCACCUGAAGUGCUUUUUGAGAUGCUUUUCUUCUCACCAUGAUUGUAAAGAGUGAUGAUUACACAGAUGUUUUGCAACUAAAAUAUUUGGUAAAAGAUCUUGAGAUUGGAAAACGAUGUAAUAAUGUCACUCAAAAAAUUUUAUUUAAAUAUUAAUUUAUCACAAAAAACCCUCGUGUUUUGUUUUUUUUUGUUUUGUUUUUUUUUGUUAUUGUUUUGUCGAGACUGGUGGAGUUUGGUUUAUUUCUUCAUCCUAAAUGCAGAUCUGACAUUCAGCCUGCAGAGGGCGCUCGUUAGUCUUGUGUAAAACUGUAAUGUCUCACAGAACCCCACUGAAAAGGCCAUUUCCAGAACACUCAUCAUUACAUAGAAGUGUAUUAAAUAUAUUUCCCCCGGAUUUCCUGUUUGUUUUCUACAAGUUGUAAUUAUUAUUUACUUUGAAAAUGAGCCUCGUACAUUAAAAUGUGUUUUCUCUA
This is a messenger RNA of Hemibagrus wyckioides, 5105 nucleotides long. RefSeq names its product transportin 3 (gene tnpo3). The record is from RefSeq and is a predicted model, not a curated record. NCBI's taxonomy places the organism in Eukaryota, Metazoa, Chordata, Actinopteri, Siluriformes, Bagridae. The transcript has 23 exons. Bases 136 to 2910 code for a protein of 924 amino acids. Gene Ontology annotation, cellular component: nuclear membrane; cytoplasm. Gene Ontology annotation, molecular function: small GTPase binding. Gene Ontology annotation, biological process: protein import into nucleus.